Molecule: messenger RNA, 1498 nt
Organism: Triticum aestivum (bread wheat)
Lineage: Eukaryota; Viridiplantae; Streptophyta; Magnoliopsida; Poales; Poaceae
Product: F-box protein At5g07610-like
Exons: 2
Coding region: 137-691 (184 amino acids)
Molecular function (GO): protein binding
Source: RefSeq, a predicted model, not a curated record
CAUUCUUCUCACGAGGUAUUGACGACGAACCAACCCGCCGCCGCUCGUCCGUUCCCCUUCACAAACCCUCGACGAGCCGACCUGCGCCGCCGGCCGGUGACGGUCCCCUGCCGUGGGCGCCGAACCGGAGGUGGCAAUGCCGCUAGGAGGAAGAUGCGGGGGCGACCAUAGGUACGGGGAACCGGCGACCGCCCACGGAGACGGGGACGACGAGAACCCAUCCCGUUCUUCGCCCCGGCCGCCGUUACCGUUGCUGCCUGGCCUCGCCGUAAUUCCCCCAGCGUCUGAGAAGGAGCAGCAGAAGAAACAGAAGCAUGGGCAGCCCGCGGCGAGCUUCCUGGAGGACAUUCUCAUCGACAUCCUGUCAUGGGUGCCAUACACGUCGCUGUGCCACUUCAAGUGCGUGUCCAAGGAGUGGCUCGCCCUCUGCUCCGACCCCGACAUCCGCAAGAGGUCGCCGCAGACCUUGUCUGGCUUCUUCUACUUCGAUCACGGUUGGAAGACAUUGCGCCCUGGUUGGCGUUUCCAGAACUUGUCUGGGAAAGGUGCUCCUAUGGUCGACCUUGAUGAUCUCCCUUUCUUGGGAAACACAUAUAAACAUUUCGCUGUCGCACAAUGCAGCACCAGCCUUCUCCUCUGCCAUGCUGGAGAUCACGCCCUCCUAGGGACUGCGGUUGGAAUUAUCGCCUAGAUCUAGAUCCGUGGAUGUUUAUCAGAUGGCCCGAGGUUGCGGAAUUCGAUUAUGUUAUUUGCAAUCCUGCUACUCGGGAGUGGACCGUGUUGCCUCCUAUAGAAUUGCCCGGCCACCUUUCGUGUUCCCGCCCAGGCAAGUACAUCUUGGGUUUUGACCCGGCAACCCCGUCCCGCUUCGUUGUGUUUGUGCGCCUGAACACUUAUUAUGGCAUGUCCAUGGAAAUGAUCUACUCAUCAGAAACUGGAGGAUGGACUUCCAUGCAUGGUCAGCGUGAUGAUAUUGGCGUAGAUUCAGUUAGUAAUUUUGGAAGAAGGCAUAGCACCUUGUUGAAUGGCACUCUGCAUUUCCCUGCUUAUGAUUCGAUAGUCACACUGGACAUGAAAAGGAAUGCUUGGGGGGAAAUUAAAAUGCCACCUGGCAUGACAAACAACUAUGUUCGUGCUUUCAUUGGGCCGUCUAAGGGACACUUGUAUGCUUGGCAUAUAGAGAAUCGAUAUGAUGGUCAACUCUCUGUUUGGGUGCUAGAGAAUUAUGAUAGUGGUCACUAGACCCUAAAGUGGGUAGUUAAUUGUUUUGAACUGUUCGGAAGGGAUUGUCACGAAAACGGUAAGUCCUACUCAAUGUUUGCAAUUCAUCCAGAAUGUAAUUUGAUUUUCCUGACUGACGGUAGGGAGAAGAUACUAUCAUACAACAUGGAUAAUCAGAAAGUCAUAUUCACUUCUGUAGAAUUCUCGAAAGCUCUACCCUACACUCCCUGUUUUGCGGAAUGGACAUCAGUCAGUGAAGGUUUACACAUUUAGCAUG